Messenger RNA from Magnusiomyces paraingens, 858 nucleotides. RefSeq lists its product as uncharacterized. Gene Ontology annotation, molecular function: oxidoreductase activity. Bases 1 to 858 code for a protein of 285 amino acids. Lineage: Eukaryota; Fungi; Ascomycota; Dipodascomycetes; Dipodascales; Dipodascaceae. The transcript has a single exon. The record is from RefSeq and is a predicted model, not a curated record.
AUGUCACAAAAAGCUCCUCUUAUUAAACUUCUUUCAGGUAAAUCUAUCCCCGCAGUAGCACUGGGAGUUUACGAAACUCCAUCCGGAGAAGCCGCCAAGGUGGUCGAGUACGCCUUGUCACAGGGCUAUCGCCAUAUCGAUUCAGCCGCCGCCUACCAUAAUGAACAACAGGUCGGGCAGGGUAUUCUCAACUUUCUUGAAAAAACCCCCAAUGUCAAAAGAGAAGACAUCUUUUACACAACCAAAAUCAAAGAACGUGACCAGGGCUACGAAAAUGCUACCCGUGCAAUCAAACACUCUUUAGAACUCGUUAAAGGUCUUGAAUACAUUGACCUCGUUCUUGUUCACUCACCUCUAAGUAGCCGUGAAAAACGCUUGGGCACAUGGAAAGCUCUCCAAGAAGCUGUCGAUGCUGGGCUCAUCAAGGGUUCCAUUGGUGUAUCCAACUUUGGUAUCCACCAUCUUAAAGAGUUGCUCAGCUGGGAUGGUUUAAAAUACAAACCUUCCAUUAACCAAAUUGAACUUAGUCCUUGGCUCCAACGUACAGAACUGGUCCAGUUUUGUAAAGACAAUGGAAUUGCCGUCGAAGCAUACUCUCCCCUUACUCGUGGAGAAAAGCUUGAUGAUCCAAAGCUUAUCAGUCUUGCAAAAAAAUACAACAAGUCUCCUGCCCAGAUUCUCAUUAAAUGGUCUCUACAAAAGGGGUUUAUUCCUCUUCCAAAGUCAGUUCAUAAAGACAGAAUUAAAAGCAAUAUUGACGUGUUUGACUUUGAACUUACCCCAGAAGAAAUCGACACGCUUGGGGAUAAAAAUGAGUACUUUUGGACUGAAUGGGACCCUACUACAGCUCCUCUUUAA